Agrilus planipennis (emerald ash borer) is the source of this 2077-nucleotide messenger RNA. It is a transcript of the gene Gdap2, whose product is annotated as protein GDAP2 homolog. Bases 349 to 1872 code for a protein of 507 amino acids. The record is from RefSeq and is a predicted model, not a curated record. NCBI's taxonomy places the organism in Eukaryota, Metazoa, Arthropoda, Insecta, Coleoptera, Buprestidae. The transcript is spliced from 11 exons.
UUUGUCGUGUUUAUUCGUCUGUCAUGAUGUGAAAUUUGUUCCAUCUAUGUGUCGGUUUCAUGUCGAGUUUUGUGUGCUCUUCAGUUUCAUUGUACGUUAAAAUGUUUAUUUGUAGAUAAUUAGUGUGACCAAGUGUACAUAAAUAAAUUAUUAAGUUUUUUAUAAGUCUUCUAAGCUUCUUCUAUACGUAAAUUGUUGCUCAAAUAUUUUCCUGCACCGAGGAAAUAAUUUUUCAAUGUUAUGGUCGUAGUUCCACAUACUUGGAAGAAAAAUUCUCACUUUCACGUACCUUCUGCUUUUGAAGACUUUAGAAACAAUUUUCAAUCGAAAAUAGGUUAUUCUUUAUAAAUGAAAAUAAAGAUAAACGAAGAACCUUUAGGAGUUGCGCCCGAAAUCGUGACUCCUGAAGAAUUGACGAGAUGGAGCGACAUGCCUCCAACUCAUCACAUCACAGACUACACCAGUUUGGACAAUGCCAAGAAACACGAAGUAUCGCCUUUUCCAUGCAAUUCAGAACUAAACCAGAAAAUUAUACUUUGGAACGGAGAUAUAUCACAGUUGCAAGUCGAUGCGAUAGUGAACUCUACAAACGAGUCCUUGUCAGAUGAUAAUCCUGUAAGCAACCGGAUUUUUCAAAGAGCAGGUUCUGAACUUAAAGAAGAAAUAAAUUCGGAUAUAAAGGAAUGCAAGACUGGAGAGGUCAAAGUUACUCAAGGACAUUCACUACCUUCUCGUUAUGUUAUCCAUACCGUAGGGCCUAAAUAUAAUGUUAAAUAUCAAACGGCAGCCGAAAAUACGCUGUUUUCUUGUUAUAGGAACGUACUUCAGAAAUCACAAGAAUUAGGUAUUCAUUCGUUAGCUCUCUGUGCCAUUAAUUCGGUUAAAAGGAACUAUCCUCCUAACGAAGGGGCCCAUAUUGCGUUAAGAACGAUACGAAGAUUCUUGGAGAAACACGGUAGUGCUUUAGACUUGGUUAUUUUUGCAUUGGAAGCUUCCGAUUAUGGUAUCUAUGAAGUUUUGUUGCCCAUGUAUUUUCCCCGAUCGAAACUCGAAGAGGAAGCUGCGCGAUGGCAACUUCCAGCAGACGUUGGUGGACCGUACGGUGAACCUAUCAUCCCCGAUAGACAAAUAAGAAUUAUCGACAAUCCUCAGCACGCCUUACAUCCUGAUGACGAGUCAGUCGACUUAUCGUCACAACUGGAUACAACAGUGUCGAUGGGUGAUCACGUGUUUAGCCAGAUGCAGGGUGACUUGGAUCAACAGAGAUUACUAGGGGAAAGACCGCUAAAUGAUCCACUUUCAGACAUAUUAGUGAAAGAAAUACAACACCAAGAAAGAUAUGAGCGUCUCCUACGAAGAGCUAAAACGGAAGAUUUAACCGAAGUCUCCGGAAUUGGGUGCUUGUACCAGUCAGGAGUCGAUAGGCUGGGGAGACCAGUGAUAGUAUUUAUUGGAAAAUGGUUUCCUUUCACAAAAAUUAAUCUUGAUAAGGCAUUAUUGUACUUAAUUUCUUUACUUGAUCCAAUCGUAAAUGGAGAUUACGUUAUAGUAUAUUUUCAUACGUUAACAUCAGGAAAUAACUACCCAUCAUUUUCUUGGUUGAGAGAAGUCUACAGCGUUUUGCCUUACAAAUACAAGAAGAACCUGAAAGCUUUCUAUGUUGUACAUCCUACUUUUUGGUCAAAGAUGAUGUGUUGGUGGUUCACAACUUUUAUGGCUCCAGCUAUUAAACAAAAACUACAUAGUCUACCGGGCGUAGAAUACCUUUAUGCUGUUAUGUCUCCAGAUCAGUUAGAAAUUCCUGCUUUUAUUACAGAGUAUGAUAUGUCGACAAAUGGAUUGCGCUAUUUCCAACCAGGGAUGCAAACCUAAUGAUGGGGGAUGUCUUGGAUUCUUGCAAACUAAUGUAUCCAAAGCUGUCACCAUUAUGAUACGACUACUCUUAUUUUUAUUAAUAAAUAUCAUAUAGUGAUAUACAUACGCAAUAUUAUCGAUAUUCUCAGUCAUCUGCCCUGUGCCAAUAAAAUCUUAUGUUAGUGCGAAGAAUGAACGUCAAUUUAUGCAGAAAAUGGUUGAA